AUGGGAAUCGAAUUUCUACAAAUGAAAAAGAAGCGAAACGGAGCGAGCAUCAGUUCCAGCAGUUCCGAUGAAGAGGUUUCCCUAUGCCUCACACCGGAACCUCUUCACAAAAUGGCUCCAGCCAGGUUGCAUGGUGAACUGUCGUACCUGAAACUGACACCCAAUGCUCUCCAAUACAAUGGGUUUCCAUUUUUGGGUCCAAAUAGUGCCGUUAUCCCACAAACGAAGAAUAACAUGAGGGAUUUCGUAGCUUCUGAUGAUCUCCUUCGCAAAUGCUCCCGUUGUUCUAAAGAUUUUUACUUGAACCAAGACGGAACAAUGGCUCCACAAAAAUGUGUUUAUCACCAUCGAAAGAAGUUCGACCAUGUGAAACGCAGCUUUGUUCGGACAUGCUGCUCAGCUCAUCCGAGCACGUCUUCUGGAGGUUGUAUGGUAGAAGAUUAUCACGUUUUCAACAGUGCUUGGGAGGAUACCCUUUGGAGUUUUAUGCCAACUCCUCCAGCUAAAAAUGCAAACGACUACAGGUCGAAGAAGGUGUACGGUUUGGACUGUGAGCUAGUACAUACAAUGAAUGGACUUGAAGUAGCAAGAGUGAGCCUUGUGGACAUGAAAGGACGAGUUAUUCUGGAUACUUUUGUUCUUCCACAAUAUGAAAUCGUCAGCUUAAAUACCACAUUCUCUGGAAUCACGGAGAAGGAUCUAUCAGAAGCAAUCACCUUCGAAGCAUGCCGUCUUCAAUUAUUCCAGUUUAUCAAUUCGGAGACUCUUCUAGUUGGCCAUUCGCUGGAAUCGGAUCUCAAGGCUCUCCGUUUGAUCCACCACAAUGUGAUCGACACAUCUGUCUUAUUCAUGUCUGUGGACCAGAGAGGGGAAUUCAAGAAGCUAUCACUUCAAAAUCUGGCUGUGAUCUAUCUGCAGAAAGAGAUCCAAACCCAGAAAACGGGUCAUUCGUCGGUUGAGGAUAGCAUGACUUGCCUGGAAUUAAUUGCGUUGAGGCAUUCAACAGCUGUUAAAUGA
Messenger RNA from Caenorhabditis briggsae, 1017 nucleotides. Gene Ontology annotation, cellular component: nucleus. The record is from RefSeq and is a predicted model, not a curated record. The coding region runs from base 1 to 1017 and encodes 338 amino acids. The transcript is spliced from 4 exons. Lineage: Eukaryota; Metazoa; Nematoda; Chromadorea; Rhabditida; Rhabditidae. Gene Ontology annotation, molecular function: exonuclease activity; nucleic acid binding.